AGCUGGUCUGUUGCAACAACUGAAAAUGGGGAAAACCGCGGGGCUAUAAAAUUGCAUUCGUGCUCUUUGGAGGUAUCCAUUUAGUUUGUCAAGAUGUGGCGAGUGGAAGGUCCUGGCAGGGAUUUGGGCUGCACUCAGCUCCUGUUGCUCGUUUACAUCUAUCUCGGCUGUCUUGGAGAUUGCCUUUUUGUGACUGAUUAUUUUACCCGGACUCCACGGAAACUAAAUGCAUACCGGUCAUUCGCCAGUGUGGAGCUGUUUCAUUUCCAUGUUCCUGAUGACACUAUGGUGGCUGUCUGGAACCUCAUCACAUUCAAAGAGCAAGGCGGCACUUUUGGCGACAGUUGUCCUGAUCGCAAUGUCACAGUGUAUUUCAGAUCUGGAGCACCACCUGUCAUCAACCCACUUCAAACAAGAUUUCCAAAGGAUACGGUCAUUCCUGGAUCAUUUGCAGUAACUCUAACAUGGACACUACCCAACAGAACCACAGGAGUGUUUAAUGUAUCCAGCCCCUUGCCCGGAGACUGGUUUCUCGCUGCGCACUUACCAAAAGAUGAAGGAAAAAUAUCUGUCAAGGGACUCUAUGAAGAAUGUCAGUACCUCUUUCAGCCUCAAUUAAUUGUGCAGAGAAUGAUUAGUAUUCCAGUCCUGUAUCCCGGAUAUUUGAUAGAUCAGAUGAUCCCUGUUCACAACAGAUCAGCACUCUAUAAAGUGUUUGUUCCAAAUUACAUCUCCAGAGUGAGUGUGCAACUUCUAGACUGCAGCACAAGUAAUAGAACAUUGGAGAACUGUCCAGUCAUUCUGAAGAUAAGAGCCAAAGCACCUCCACUGCAGAACUCGACAUUUCUUGACUGUAAAGAUCGGAAGCCUUGUGAACUGGACACAAACUUGCCCUUCUGGGAACAGUGGUACUAUAUUAUGGUGGAAAGAUAUGUUGGGAAUGUCAAUAUCUAUUUCCGGAUUGGAGUUCAAGUGAAAGAUUGUUCCAAGAGCAGUGCUUCCAAAAGUACUCUUCCAAAUUCAGCACUUAAUAUGCCACAGUCUUUCAGCAUGCCGAUGGGUUUAUCGCUUAGUGACUCUCUGCCUUCUUCUGCCUUACCGGCUACACCACAAAAUGUCACAGAUGGCCCCACUUUCAUAACCGAGGAAAAUGUCAUGCAUCUGUCUCUGAAUCAUGAUUUAAACAAAUGCUGGCCUAUAAGACCAACUCUUCGAAAUGAACUGGAUACUUUUUCUGUUCACUUUUAUAUUUUUUUUGGGCCCAACAUUUCUAUCCCUCCUGACAGAGCAGCCGUGUUUGCCAUUAACCUCAUGCCUGUCCUUGAUAGUGGAGGAGUACUGAACCUGGAGUUAAAGCUGAAUUUGUCUUCUCUGAAGGGUGAAAAUGUGACAGUCGUUGGUUGCCUAAAUCAUGGGAUGCCUCUUACUUCAAUGGAAAAUUCCUCAGUCAACUGUGCCUCAGAGUCAUCAGCAGGAUUUGUCUUGACUGUUAAUUCCUCAGCUAAUGUCACCAAAUUAAGGAUUCCAUACCCACAGACUGGAACUUGGUACCUCAGUUUGCAUUCUCUCUGUGCAACAGGUCAUGGGUUCGGUGUAUGCACUAAUGUAACAGCUGAAGUGUACCUGAGGUCUUAUCUUACACCCUGCAUCAAUGACUGUGGUACAUAUGGACAGUGCAAACUCCUUCGCACCAAUAACUUCCUGUAUGCAGCUUGUGAGUGCAAAGCAGGAUGGGAUGGCUGGGGGUGUACAGACAACUCAGCAGCAUAUUCCUAUGGAUUUCAGCUCUUGUCUACCCUCCUACUCUGUCUUAGUAACCUGAUGUUUGUCCCUCCUGUUGCCAUUGCCAUUCGGAAUCAUUACCUCCUUGAAGCAUCUGUCUAUAUUUUUACCAUGUUCUUUUCAACAUUUUACCAUGCCUGUGACCAACCUGGAAUAGUAGUCUUCUGCAUCAUGGAAUAUGAUGUUCUGCAGUUCUGUGACUUCUUGGGCUCUCUAAUGUCAGUGUGGGUUACUGUCAUCGCUAUGGCACGACUCAAGUCCAUCAUAAAACAGGUGCUGUACCUUCUGGGAGCUAUGCUGCUUUCAAUGGCUUUGCAGUUGGAUCGACAUGGCUUGUGGAAUCUCCUUGGCCCUAGUCUCUUUGCCUUAGGAAUUAUGGCUGUUGCCUGGACAGUGCGCACAAUCCGAAGACGUCGCUGCUAUCCUCCCACUUGGAAACGUUGGGUUUUCUACCUCUUUCCAGGCUCCAUGAUUGCCACUUCUGCUGUGGCAUUGUAUGCCUUUGUAGAAACUGAAGAAAACUACUUCUAUAUUCACAGCAUUUGGCACAUGCUGAUUGCUGGUAGUGUUGGCUUUCUGCUUCCUCCACGUGCCAAACCGGAUGACAAGGUCACACCCAUUCAAAGGAGGAGAGGAUGCGGCUAUCAGCUCUGUGUCAAUGAACAUGAGGAAAUGGGCCUGGUUGAUCCAGCUAUUGUGUCCAUUAACAGCAUCUGUACGAGUUGAUAUUCUUGGCUUAAAAGACUCAAGUUGCCUUCUGUUAAAAAAGAAAGGAAACAAAGCCAGAGAACUCAAGAACAUUGUACAUAGCCACAAGGACUCUAGUUUUGUUCUUCUUACUUUAUUGUACCUUAUUUAAGCAUUCACUUUCUUUCAUUUUGUCACACAUAAAACACAUAUUUGUAUAAAGCAUUAUUUUUUAAUUUAAUUGAAUCACUGCUGCUAUUUUUAAGUGACUGUAAAAAGGUGCUGUAAUAUUUAUUGUAAAUGCCAUGUUUUACAAAAAAAGAAACAAACAGAUUUCAAGUCUAAACCAAAUGUUUAACUUCAUUUGGAAACAAGGGCACGGCUUUUCUUUGGACUUAUCUUUUGCACUGGGAUAUCACCCCCAAACGACUUUUCCUUUCAGUUUUAUUUAUACCUCCAACAAAAUGUUAUAAAAUGAACAAUUUUUUGUUCUGUAACAUGUUUGGUAAUCUGUGAGAAUGCUUUUACAGACGUAUUGUUAUGUCUUGUGUCAGAUAUGAAAAAGGCUGUUAUCUUGUGUAGGCGCAACAGCUUUGUUGCAGAGUGCCAGGUGGGAUUUAUGUUAUGUGCUGGAGCUUCCCUGCAUUUUAAGAGCCGUAGUGGUCAGCUGAUGAAUAAAGAUUUUACAGUUGUCAUGAUCAUGUUAUGGUUAUUUCAACGUACUUUGGCUUUCAAUACAUCAACUGUAAUUAAAUCAACAUGUGCUAUGGAUUAUUUUUCAUGGAAACGUUAAAAUUAAAUGGAUGUGACUUAACAGGCCAAAAGCAAGUAAACCAGCGGUGUCUUGUACAAAGUGAUUUUACAACUUGUAUUAAACUUUUUUCAUAAAAAUGUCACAUCCUUUUUCAAAUAAAGUUUGUGUUUGUCUCUAACUUUCUUUAAAAAAAGAAAA
This is a messenger RNA of Erpetoichthys calabaricus (reedfish), 3421 nucleotides long. It is a transcript of the gene tmem8b, whose product is annotated as transmembrane protein 8B. NCBI's taxonomy places the organism in Eukaryota, Metazoa, Chordata, Cladistia, Polypteriformes, Polypteridae. Gene Ontology annotation, cellular component: plasma membrane. The transcript has 13 exons. The record is from RefSeq and is a predicted model, not a curated record. Bases 94 to 2508 code for a protein of 804 amino acids.